Camellia sinensis is the source of this 2035-nucleotide messenger RNA. RefSeq names its product T-complex protein 1 subunit delta. Gene Ontology annotation, biological process: protein folding. The record is from RefSeq and is a predicted model, not a curated record. Gene Ontology annotation, molecular function: ATP-dependent protein folding chaperone; ATP hydrolysis activity; ATP binding. Lineage: Eukaryota; Viridiplantae; Streptophyta; Magnoliopsida; Ericales; Theaceae.
GAAGCGCCAGCAAAAAUCGCAAUACCUUCUCUCCCACACUCCCGCUACUACACAUUUCGAUCCAACACUAGGGUUUUUGUUUUCGUCUCAUUUCCCAACCUAGGGUUUCAAAUUUCUCCAACAACAACAACUCCAACUCCAUUACUUGACACACAUCUACUCUCAAUCAAAGCUCUCUCUUUUCCUUCUUCGAUCGAACCAUCCAUGGCUUCACCAUCAAUCCAAGCCUCUCGCUCAGCCACGUCCAAAACCGAAAGCUACGUAGACAACAAACGCAAAGCCGACAUCCGCCAAGCCAACAUCGUGGCGGCUCGAGCUGUCGCCGACGCCGUCCGAACCAGUCUCGGACCCAAAGGCAUGGACAAGAUGAUCUCCACCGCCUCCGGCGAAGUCAUCAUCACCAACGACGGCGCCACAAUCCUCAACAAGAUGGAAGUUCUCCAGCCGGCGGCCAAGAUGCUCGUCGAACUUUCCAAAUCUCAAGACAUCGUCGCCGGCGACGGCACCACCACCGUCGUCGUCAUCGCCGGAGCUCUCCUCAAGCAAUGUCUCUCUCUUCUCACUAGCGGAAUUCACCCUACGGUGAUCUCCGAUUCGCUUCACAAAGUCUCUCUCAAGGCAAUCGAUGUCCUUACUGCAAUGGCUGUCCCAGUUGAGCUCUCCGAUCGCGAAUCUCUUGUCAAAUCUGCGAGUACUUCGCUUAAUAGCAAGGUUGUUAGUCAGUACUCUACUCUUCUCGCUCCAAUCGCUGUUGAUUCGGUUUUAUCGGUUGUUGAUCCUGAAAAGCCCGAUCUUGUUGAUCUCAGGGAUGUUAAGAUUGUGAAGAAGCUUGGAGGGACUGUUGAUGAUACUGAGCUUAUAAAAGGAUUGGUUUUUGACAAGAAGGUUAGUCAUGCUGCUGGUGGUCCUACUCGUGUUGAAAAUGCUAAAAUUGCUGUUAUUCAAUUCCAAAUUUCGCCUCCGAAAACUGAUAUUGAACAAUCGAUUGUCGUUUCGGAUUAUACCCAAAUGGAUAGGAUAUUGAAAGAGGAGAGGAACUAUAUUCUUGGUAUGAUUAAGAAGAUUAAGGCUACUGGGUGUAAUGUGUUGUUAAUUCAGAAGAGUAUUUUGAGAGAUGCAGUGACCGAUUUGUCGCUGCAUUAUCUUGCUAAAGCCAAGAUUUUGGUGAUUAAGGAUGUUGAGCGCGAUGAGAUUGAAUUCAUUACCAAGACUUUGAACUGUUUGCCUAUCGCAAACAUUGAGCAUUUCCGUAGUGAGAAGUUGAGUUUUGCAGAUUUGGUUGAGGAGGUUUCUCUUGGAGAUGGGAAGAUAGUGAAGAUUACAGGAAUUAAGGAUAUGGGUAGGACCACAACGGUGCUUGUUCGUGGGUCGAAUCAGUUGGUCCUUGAUGAGGCGGAAAGGAGCUUGCAUGAUGCUUUGUGUGUUGUGAGGUGUUUAGUCAACAAGAGGUUUUUGAUUGCAGGUGGCGGUGCACCAGAGAUAGAGCUUUCUCGGCAGUUGGGUGCGUGGGCUAAGGUGUUGCAGGGGAUGGAGAGUUACUGUGUGAAAUCAUUUGCGGAGGCUCUUGAAGUUAUUCCCUAUACAUUGGCUGAGAAUGCUGGUUUGAACCCAAUUGUUAUUGUCACUGAGCUUAGGAAUCGACAUGCCCAGGGUGAGAUCAAUGCUGGAAUCAAUGUGAGGAAGGGACAAAUAACUAACAUCUUGGAAGAGAAUGUGGUGCAGCCUUUGCUAGUAAGCACAAGUGCAAUCACAUUGGCUACAGAAUGUGUGCGGAUGAUUUUGAAGAUUGAUGACAUUGUUACAGUGAGGUAGAUUUGAUUAGAACACGAUGGUGUUGGUGAAUGAAAAACUGGUUGUCAUAUUAUCUUUUGAUGUCUGUGUGCUGCUAAUUUGUGUUCUUUUCUCUUUAUGGGCCUCUUUAGGUCUAAUGAAUUUUGAACUCGGUGCUUUUUGUUAGUGCUUGUUUAUGGUGUUUCUAUUGGAAUUUUUAGGUUCGUAUGUUUUUGGAGAUGAUAUUUAUUGUUUUAAUUGGGCA